AAUAAUAAUUCAUGGAACCGCAAUUUCAGGAACAAUUCUGGGGAUGCACUGUUGCUGCUAAUUCUUCUGAGACUGAGAGUCUGGAACUUUCUGAGCUUCAUGUCUCAAACGUUGCUUUAAAGAAUGUGAAAGUUAAGAACCCUGUCGUCGUUAAGGUUACCACUGGAGGCAACACUUUCACGCUGUGCACUCUGUCUAAAGAGUUCCCUCAGUAUGCUGUGGAACUCGUUGCUUUCUCUGCAGAUGAGAGCAUCUCCUUUUCUGUGGAAGGAGAAUCCGAUGUUGAUAUCACUGGUAUCAUAAUCUCCGUCGUGGAAGAGGAAGAAGGAGAGGAAGGAGAGGAAGAAGAGGAGGAAGGAAGCCAAGAGGAGGAAGAAGAAGAAGAAGAGGAAGAGGAAGAAGAGGAAGAAGAGGAAGAAGAGGAAGAGGAAGAGGAAGAAGAAGAAGAAGAAGAAGAGGAGGAGAAGGAGGAAGAGAAGAAAGAGUUGCCAAAGAAGAGUCAGAAGCGUGCUGCUGAGACCAAGUCUUCUGAAGAAAAGCGCGCGAAAAAGGAGGAGCCUGAGGUUGGAAGCAUCAAAAAGAUCGGCCAGUAUAUUACCUACAAGGACAUCAAGAUCGGAGAGGGCAAAUCUCCCCGCAAGGGAUCGAAGUGCACCGUGAAAUACGUUGGAACGCUGCCCAACAAGCACGUCUUCGAUCAGUCGAAGAAGCCUUUCGUGUUUAAGAUCGGCGUGGGUGAUGUGAUCAAGGGAUGGGAUGACGGUAUCAUGACGAUGCGCGAGGGAGGAAGAAGAAAGUUGGUCAUUUAUCCCGAGGCUGGAUAUGGCAAGACGGGAUAUCCUCCUACCAUUCCUCCCAAUAGCAAGCUGGUCUUUGAUAUCGAGCUGUUAAAGGUUAACUAG
Molecule: messenger RNA, 902 nt
Organism: Blastocystis hominis
Lineage: Eukaryota; Bigyra; Opalinata; Blastocystidae
Exons: 5
Coding region: 12-902 (296 amino acids)
Molecular function (GO): peptidyl-prolyl cis-trans isomerase activity
Source: RefSeq, a predicted model, not a curated record